Gasterosteus aculeatus aculeatus (three-spined stickleback) is the source of this 4215-nucleotide messenger RNA. The record is from RefSeq and is a predicted model, not a curated record. Lineage: Eukaryota; Metazoa; Chordata; Actinopteri; Perciformes; Gasterosteidae.
UUUUAUUUAUGUGCCGACAUUUCAUUACAACAUGAAUGUUGAACUUCCCAAUGAAAUGUUUAGGAAAUCCUUUUAAUCAUUACCUAGGCAUAUAUUUUAGAGCGUGUUGUCACGAUGGGAUUGAGACCGGGUGUCUCGGAAUGAGGUUACGUUGCUUCCUGUUUGUAACUGAAGAGCAGACUUUUCAAAGCACUGAGACAAGAGAGACGUAACUAAGGCAGAGUAAAAAUAGACUGCAGCGUAGCUCACCUCCCUGCUGAAACACGUUGGUGUCCUGAAGUCUCGUUCUACACGGCUGCAACAUGACGGCAGGUAGGAUCUUCUCAAAUUUGAUUCACAUUUACAGUAAGUUUGUUAUUGCAAAUUUUGUCUUAAUGUUGUAUAUUCUAGUAUAGCACUUACCAAACAAAACAAAUAAGCUAAAUCCUUUCUAAAGAUUAGGACACGGAACAUGAUAUGACAAACUGUGAAAUAAAAAACAGUGAGAUGAUAAUCAUGAAGCUCUUUCGAAAGUAUUAGAGGAUUCACACAUAAACACACACACACACACAUACUCUCCUGUUUGUCGAGUUUGUAGGCCCUAAGUAGUGUUAUCAUACCAUGUGGCAUGCGCUUUUAAUAUCAAAUUAUUUUUAAAUUAAGAUACAUUUACAAUGAGACUGUUUCCAGUUAAAAGAAGAACCAUUAAAUGUGUCGGUAUUGUUCAGCUGAAGUUGCUGCACUGCAUGUUUCACAAAUAUGAAUGAAUAGCAUAAUUUAACGGUUUCUCUCUGUUUUUCACCCAUUUCACAUCUAAAAGCCAGCGUUUGAAAAUCUUUUUACCUACAUCUUUGUUUGCCGCGUUGGUGUUGUGUUUGUCUUUUAGGCCUCUUGGCAGGUCUGGGGGUGUUAUCGGUCGCCUUGUUCAUCUCUAUAUGUAUCAAUGUCAUCUUGUGCCUCAAUCGAAGAACCAAUUUAUGCAGAGAGAUGCACGAGUUCUGGCUCACAUACAUUUGUAGCGCAGAAAGCCCGUCAGAAAAUAAAGGACAUUCUUUUCAUAACAUCAACGUUGAGGAGCAGCAGGAAGAUCAUUGGCUAGAGGAAAAUCCAAUUUAUGGCAACAUCAACUCAGACAGAAGAGAUUCUGUGGAAGCUUGCCAUGAGAUAAUGACCAUGCAACACGCAGGAGAUCACGCGAAGAGGUCUUCCCAGGCCGACCUUAAUUACGCCUCGCUGGACCUGAAGAUGGCGAAGAAACGCGGGAAGAAGAAUCGCCACCAGCAAAGCCCGACUCAGCGCCGCAGCAAACUUCAAGAUGAGCCGCCGGCGCAGCUCACGCCGCCUGCGAGUGCUUUCUUGGAGGUAGAAGCAGACGUGGAUGCUCACCUGCCUCCCAGAGACACCAUGCUUUCGCACAGUAGCAUCUACCUGAACAGUCAGCAGAUCGCCCAAGAGACGGAGGACAGGGAAAGGGAUUGUGAGGCAAUUAGAAAGAGGGAGGACGGGCGCAGUGCACAGCGGAAUGGAGAACAAGGCGGUAGCAGGAUUGUGUGCACACAGCGGACAGAGCUGGAGGCCUUUCAGAGCGGCAGGUCGUUUCAUAAGUAGCUUCAGCCACGAAAUCGACAGGAAUCGUGUCGUAAGACUCAUGAAAGGGACAAAGGUAAAUCUCUGUUGCUGCGUUUGCAUUGAUGACCUUCAAUACACAACCGGCUUUGCGCAAUUUCGUUUUUGAUGCGAACAAAACUGCCACUCGAACUCUUAGUGUUGAGCGUCUUAGGAACAAAAAGGUGCGCCUCUGUGCGCAGAGGAUGUAAUACACGUAGAGGAUACAAAGAGAAAGGAAACAGGGUGACAUUUAGAGGUCAAAUGCCACGCGGAAAUUUGCCAUUUCUUGCAAAAGACAAGGAAAACAUUAUCACAGGACACGACAGGUCUUUUUUUGAUGUCUCACCAGCAGACGUCAACAGUAGUCUCAAGAAGCAGGAAGGGGGAAAAAAUCAUCCAUUUAUUUUCCAUCCUGUAGGAAACUUUAGUGAGCAGAUAUUGAAUAAAUGUUGCCUACGCAUAUGAGAAUCAGCCUUUCAGUUAUACAAUGACUAUAGAUAAAUAUUCAUGAGUUAAGCAUGAGAAAUGAAAUAAGUGGGAUAUGGAAUUAAUGUCAUCUCAUUUUCCCUCUCGGCCCAUUGUCGUGUAAUUGUCACCCGCAGAAGCUUUUACGCAUUUAAGUUACGAUAAUGUUCAUGAGCUUCAUAAUCUACGGCACUAUAGUGAGCUAAUGCGCCGCCUGCUAAAACUGUUAUUUCCCUAUCUGCAAUCCCCACUUGGGGAAGAUAAUUCACUGCCAUGUUAACUGCUGAGUGAGCGGAGCUCUGAAGGGAAAACCUCAUCUUUCAUAAAGACUCUCACUUUAUCGUCAUAUUAAAAUUAUAACGAGCGUGAUUUUGUCACAUGUCAGACAUGAGCAGUCGACAUAAUUGCGAGGAAUAAUUGUAUCUGUAACUACAUUAUACCGUGUGUCAUUCACCUGCAUUGCACAGGAUAUUUCCUUUGUUGCUGCGGGUAACAUAAUUAGAAUGGGUCAUUUAUUUCUUCAGAAAGGCAAAAGAACCAAUUGAGCAGAUACGGGAACAAAAAGAUUAAUUUGGACAGUUUGUGAAUGAGGCCCGCUGACUGCACAUUGCACGUCCUCUUUUACAGCAUCAGUAACUCUGCAGGAAGAAAUAACGCUCUUCAUUCGCCUAUAGCAACAGCGUUUUCUCCUUCAGCAUCCUGCAAAAAAGCGAUUGUAUCAAUGACGAUAGAUGGAGGCUCUACAGUUGAUGUUGGCAGCAUCUCCACCACUUAACCAGCUAUGCUCCUCUCAUUGUGUUCUUUUAAUGCGUGGCGCACACACUCGUGCUGUGAAGCUGCGAGUGCACUGAUUUGAAGAAGAGUUCUGCCAAGCUGACUACUCUUUGGGAAAAUCUGCAUUUCACUUUAACUUGUAACCAAGUGAAGAAUUAAAGAUAGUCCAAAAUAAAGUUGCAUGCUCAAAGCUAUCAUAUGGUUGAGGCGACAUACUGGUUAGUAAUUUAGUCAGAAAAAGAAUGAACUAAGGGUGUUCAUGCUAACUCAGAAACCACACACACGCAAACAUGCUUACACACGCACACACCGUGAGAGAAAGUACAAAGGAGCUGUGUGUGCCAGGUUUCAAAAAACAGCCGCUGAGGCCGAUCCCUCUUGUAGAGGAGCCUGACAGGAGAGCAGCGGCGGUCAAUCGACACGACUGCUUGUCAAAAAGCCCCUCUGGUAACCAGAAACACAAAGUGAAUGAGAAACAUACUACACUUGUAACAAAGGUUUCAUGGAUCCCUCGUCUCAGGUGACGUUAAGUGGUGUUUCCAUUUGAUCAUUUUUAAAGUGAGCAGAGAGGAGAAAAUGGACUCAACGUCUAUGAUCAUAUGGACACUUUUAGUGUUAUAAAUGUUGAUUUUUUAUAUUUUUCAUGUGCAUUUUUAUGGAAAUAGGUCACUCGUAAUGAUGUUUAAAGGUGUACUAUGCAGCAAUUCCUUAGAUUUUUUUUUUAAAAAGGUUCAAUUGAACACCCUCUCAGGUCGGAACAACCACUCUGAAACAACUCUGGAACAUAUUCUGAGGAAUAAAACACACACACACAUGUCCUUUGUAACAGCCACAUUGCCUUUGUAUUAGUUGGCUUAACUCGUGGACAAUCCGAGCAGCAUAGGCAGCAUUGUCUGCCCUCUCUAAAUGCCGUCAGUGUUUCAUUAUGAAUUGCUUUUAGUGUCUGUGCCCAUCAUAUUUAAUGGCUGCUUGAAAAAACGCUGCAGUGUCUUGGGCUUUUUGGCGAGCAUAAUAAAUUAUCAAUAUAAAUAUGUAUGAUGUAUGACCUUCCCUGAAAGGUUCGUUCAUAACAAAAUAAUAAUAUAAAUUAUUUGUACAAUAUAUCAAUAGCAUUUUUAGCCAUUGCAGUUUCAGCUUGAGCUGUGUAGCCUAUAGAUAAAUUAUUUUUGAUUCAUUUGAUAUAAAUUAUUCAUUUCUUGAAAAAAUACCUUGCAGAAUAAAACGUGCAUAUGUUUAAAGGAAUUCAUUUGUGUAUUUGUCUGGAAAUCUGUUAUCCAACGAGUUACUGGAGAAGUGAUGAAACAAACCUUGGUGACAACACAUAUAGUAGCUCUGUUUUUCAUACAUACAGAAUACUGAGAAACUCGUUAUUAAAAUUGGCUUUAAAAA